AUGUUCAAGCUGCAUACCAAGACCAUCCUUCUGUUCAGUGUCGUUUGCAUCAUCAUCCUCUACAUCUGGGGAUUCAUUGCCAUUUGGGCAGACAGUGUUGGGUUCAAGAACGUGAGCGAAAUCUGGAUUGAAGCCACGGCUGCAUCUGCAUCUCCGACUUUUGAAAUUGUCGACAAACUCAUCCUUCGUUUCCCGACUUACGUUCAACUCCACAGACUAGCAAUGCGAUUCCUCAAGUUUCUAACGCUGACGGCGCUGUCCUGGACCGCAGUGGUCACCGCCAAAAAGGCCACGACUAACAAAUUCGACACCUACUUCGCCCAACAAGAGGCCUCGGCACCCCUGGAACUCGACGAGAAGUCUUACAAUGAAUUGACCACCGCACCGCGAGACUACUCACUGGCUGUCCUCCUCACGGCCCGCCACGCACGAUACGCAUGUGGGAUUUGCCGAGACUUCGACUCAGAGUGGUCCAUUCUAGGCCGCAGCUGGCAAACAGGAGACCGAAAUGGCGAUCACCGAGUGCUUCUGACCACGAUUGAUUUCGACCAAGGCAGAAAUGUCUUCAUGAAGCUUCAGCUUCAAACCGCGCCUGUCCUCUUAUUCUUCCCUCCGACCGUUGGCCAGAAUGCGAAACCGGAUGGCCAACCUUUGCGCCUGGACUUCCUCGGUCCUCAGACCGCUGACGGUGUCCGGAAUUGGCUUCUCCGCCAUCUCCCCGCCGGAGACUACCCCCCGGUCAUACGUCCGAUCAACUAUGCCAGAAUGGGAGCUUCGAUAACUAUCCUGCUCGGCGUCUUCACGUUCGUGACCGUGGCCUACCCUUAUAUCAUGCCCAUCAUACAGAACCGCAACUUGUGGGCCGGUGUCAGUUUGAUUAUGAUUCUGCUCUUCACUAGCGGACACAUGUUCAACCACAUCCGAAGAGUGCCGUAUGUGACAGGAAAUGGCCGUGGUGGAAUCAGCUAUUUCGCCGGUGGAUUUCAGAACCAAUAUGGCAUGGAGACUCAGAUUGUGGCAGCUAUGUAUGCCCUCCUCGCUUUCGCCGCAAUCAAUUUGGCUCUCAGAGUCCCGCGUAUCAAGGAUUCUCGCACUCAACAAGCUGCCGUCAUGAUCUGGGCAUCUGUUCUCUUUGGAAUGUAUAGUUUCUUGAUGAGUGUCUUCAGGAUCAAGAACGGUGGCUAUCCUUUUUGGCUCCCACCGUUCUGA
Molecule: messenger RNA, 1209 nt
Organism: Rhinocladiella mackenziei CBS 650.93
Lineage: Eukaryota; Fungi; Ascomycota; Eurotiomycetes; Chaetothyriales; Herpotrichiellaceae
Exons: 4
Coding region: 1-1209 (402 amino acids)
Cellular component (GO): oligosaccharyltransferase complex
Source: RefSeq, a predicted model, not a curated record